Knipowitschia caucasica is the source of this 867-nucleotide messenger RNA. NCBI's taxonomy places the organism in Eukaryota, Metazoa, Chordata, Actinopteri, Gobiiformes, Gobiidae. The record is from the annotation of a GenBank genome assembly.
AUGAGGAGGACCCGACUCCGAGUCAUGGCCACCGCCGCCAUCUUGGCUCUAAUGCUCUUCAUCAGCUCCUUCUGGUUGCCUCAGGGCACAGGACCAGCCUGCGGUUCAGAGUCGCAUCCAUGCCACAAGCCUGAACCAGAGGAGUCCGGUCUAAACCCCGCCUUCAGGGAGUGUCCCGGCCAAUUGUUUCAGAGCUCUGUGCUGAUGCGUCACUUGGAGGCGUGUCUGAGCGAGGAGCAGGACGUUCUGAUGGAGCCGUAUCUACAGAGCUGGGACCAACUCAUCCACUUCAUGGAGUCUCUGGGGACGAUGGUCGGUUUCUUCUCGCACAAAGUCAAGGAAAAAGUGGCUCUGGUCCGACGUCUGUCAAUCAAACUGUCUGCAGCAGAGCAUCAUGGGAAACGCCACCCAAAUCCGGAGGCACAUGGACCCAAAUACGGGGUGUUCCGCUCGGUGCGCUCCAUGGUGCAGGUGGAGCUCGCUCGGGGACUGGUGGGAUUCUCCGCCAGGACUGAGUCUGGCUGCAGGACGGUGCUCAGGCUUCACCGCUCACUGCUCUGGGUCAAACUGGUUUUAGAGGGUCUGACCGAGGAGCCAGACCAAUACGGGGUCUACAAGAGCCCAGGAGAGAUCGGCAGAGAGGCGUACGCUGUGGCCCUGGCGCCCCAUCACUCCUGGUUCCUUCGUCACGCGGCGGAGCUGGUUUUUGUGGCGCUCCCGGACAGGAAGCACUUUCUGCAGCUGGUGUGUGUGAACAGCCAAUCAGAGGCCGUGCCUGCGCUGCGCACCAUCAUCCGCGCAAUGACCAGAGUGCAUGAGCGGACGCAAGAGAUCCUGGAGCGACACGGACUCCUGCUGCUGCCCUGA